Rhagoletis pomonella (apple maggot) is the source of this 1716-nucleotide messenger RNA. RefSeq lists its product as uncharacterized. The record is from RefSeq and is a predicted model, not a curated record. The transcript is spliced from 2 exons. Bases 613 to 834 code for a protein of 73 amino acids. Lineage: Eukaryota; Metazoa; Arthropoda; Insecta; Diptera; Tephritidae.
UUGUAUGUAGUCGCACUGGUCGUGCAAACAAUGCGAACAUCGGUGCUCGCAUAUAAAUUGGGACGCAUGCAGCAGAAUGUCCGAUAAUUUGAAUUUGUCAUUCGCGCUCAGAACACAGAAAAGUCUAAACGCGGCGGCGGUACAACGUGGCGUAUGCGGCAUGCACGAGAAAGAAAAUUGUUGAAGCAAAAGUAAACAAGUAAAAAUACAUACAUACAACGGUGUUUAGUGCCGAAAAAUAAAAAAAUUGGCGAACAGAAGUAAACACAAAACUAUAUAGAAAAAUUUGAAUCAAAAAGCAAAAUAGGGAAAGCAUUAAACGCCAAGCGGAAGAAAGUAUUGCAAAAAAAAAACGAAAAAAGAGCAGAACGCGCAAUCACAUUAGUGAACAAAGAACUGUUUGUAAAGUUUAAAAACUCGCUUAAAGUAAAUAUUAUUUUCAUGCACACACAUAGUUGAAAGCAGAGUGAUUUUUUUUUUGGUGUGCAAACUCAGCACUAAAAGGAUUAAAUACAUACAAGCACACGAACAUACAUUUGCAGCCACCAGCGAAAUUCAAAGCGCAAAACAAACAUAAUAAAUCAUAAAUAACUGCAAAUAUUUAGCGGGGAAAUGUUGCCGAAAGUGUUCCACAGUUUUGCCAUUGUUGCACUGCUGCUUUUUACCCUAAUGACAGCCAGCCAGUGUGGCCCGCUGCCAAAAGUGGACGAGCAACAACUUUCGAAAAUUCCGCAAUGGCAUUGUUUGCGAUACUUUAAACACGAUUUGUUGAUGAUGCGUCGUUGCCGACAUUUGCAUGUGCCAACGGCGCCACGCUCGGGCAAUGUCAAAUGAGUGCCGGUGCUGGGGAGACCCUGGCCUCCACCACCUUGGAUUGGUUUCGUUGCGAACUGAUUAACUGAAUGAAUUGAAUGAAGAGGCAAUGGGGGAGGGGGAGGAGGAGGCAGGCGGUUGUUUUGACUUGCGGAAGAGACGUCAAAUGAUUUAAGUAGCAGUAAUGGUAGCAGCAGCAACUAGCAAACAAUUUUUUGGUCGUUAUUUUAUACAUGUGUAUGUACAUAUGUAGGGGUACAAGCAUACAUUCACAUGACAACAUGCACCCAAUGACUGAUUAUCUCCUACAUAUAUAAUAUUGUGUUUGUAUGUAUGUGAGUAUAUGCAUAUAAUCGAAAACGCGGAAAGUCGACAAAGUAUAUGCAUUUAAUAAUGUUCAAAUUUUGUAUAAAGUUGCAGAUACAUAUGUACAUAUGUACAUAUAUGCAUAUGUAUGUAGCCGCACAUACGGAAAUGUUUUGUUUUCAGGAACUUUCCUAUACAUACAUAUAUUAAUGUGAAAGCGAUAACUCUUAGCAAAUACGAGGAAAAAAAGUAAAAAUCAUAUUUGUUAAAUUUCAAGAACAUUAGCUUAGAGAAAUUUCUAUAUGCAUAUACAUAUAUGUAUGUAUGUGUGUGUGUGCAGUCCUUCAUUUUAUGACAAUUUACAUGUGUGUAUGUAUGUAGCAGCGCUUAAUGCUGAUUAAUUUAAAAUCUAAAAAACCAUUAAUAAAAUCUAAAAUAAAAAAUUAAUAUUUAUGUGCAGAGGUAUGCACAUACUUUUAUAUGUACACGUAAAACAUAAGCCAAUGCCUAAUGUACUUCAAACAUUCGUAUGUAUGUAGAUGAAUGUUAUUUGUACUUUUUUAUGACCACUUUUUUGUAUUUCUUUUUUAAGCUUUA